Molecule: messenger RNA, 3415 nt
Organism: Drosophila pseudoobscura
Lineage: Eukaryota; Metazoa; Arthropoda; Insecta; Diptera; Drosophilidae
Gene: Vrp1
Product: Verprolin 1
Exons: 9
Coding region: 16-2274 (752 amino acids)
Biological process (GO): actin filament polymerization
Cellular component (GO): actin filament
Molecular function (GO): actin binding
Source: RefSeq, a predicted model, not a curated record
UGAUCAAAAGCGAGAAUGAGACUAAAGAAAAGCUCUAACAAAAAAAUGGCCAUACCGCCACCACCGGGACCACCGCCACCGCCAGGGCCCCCGCCGCCCCCGGCCAUGGGCGGCUUGAAGCUGGGCGGCGGUGGAGGCAAAGGUGGUGCAGAUCCCCGCUCUGCCCUCCUCAGCUCCAUCCAGAAGGGCACCAAGCUCCGCAAGACGAACACCGUGGACAAGAGCGGACCGGCGAUAUCGGGGAAGGUAUGUGGAGCAGAUGCCGCAGCAGGAGCGGGAGUUGGAGGCGCCAAGCGCACCCUCAAUAACAACACCAGCACCAGCAACAACAACAACAACAGCAGUAGUAGCAGCAGCAGCAGCAACGGCCUUGGCAAUGGAGCCCCCAAAUUGGGGGGCCUGUUCGAAGGCUACUCGCAAAUGCCGAAGCUGAAGCCCGUGAAUGGCUAUCGCACCGGAGCAGCAGCAGCAGCGACUCCACAACCACCAGCCGGAGUAGCAGCGGCCGCAAUAGCACAGCAGCAGCAACGAAGCCAUAGCCCCCCCACAGCCGUCACUGCCGCUGCCGCAUCCAGCAACGGACCCAUGGACUUCAAUACAGAGCUGGCCAUGCACCUAACAUUGAAGCGCCAGAAGGCGCAGCAGAAGCAGCAACAAUCGCCGCAAGCACCCAGCGGCACCCAGCAUAUCAAUGCCACAGAAGCAAAUCUGAAAACAAAUCGGGGACCUCCACCGCAACCGCCAAAGCAAACCAACUCAAGUGAUUCGAUAUUGGAGCGCAUGAAUAUCGCACCCCGCGCUGCCCUGCCACCAGCUGCCGCCGUCAAAGCUGCCUCGCCCACGCUCUCGGAGAGCGGCAGCAACAGCAGUGGCAGCGUCAAGAGAAAGGCGGGCAAUCUGAAUAUCUCGUUAGGGAAUAGUUUUGUAAAUAGUUCGAUGGCAAAAACCACUGCGAGUGCUUCCACGACGUCGCUGAACUCGAGCAGAACGUCCUCGGCAGGAUCGCUACGCAACCUGGCGCCCAAUAAGUCAACUUUGUUCGGUGGUGCGGGUUCUUCUAUUGGUGGUGGUGGUUCACAGCAAACAUCGCCUCCAUCCACGGCCACGCCCACACCGUUGCCAUCUCAAGCGCAGUCCCAUACGCAAACACAGAUUCAGUCACAGCAGCAGAAGCCGGCCAUCAGCUUUGGCAAGCCGAACUUUGCACCAAAGCCGCCGGGGCUCCAGCAGUUGAUUCUGGUUAACGGGCAGCAGCGUCCGGCGGUGACGCGGCACCACAGCAUGAAGUCGCCCAGAUCUCCGCCAGCGUCUGGGCCUAUGCUGCCUCCCACCCUCCAGCAUUUUGGGACGAUGCGGGCUCCGCUCCAGCUGCAGGGCAUCGACGGAAGCGUCGCCAGCAUGCGCUGUGCCCCCAAUCCACCAAAGUCACGACCAUCGGUGAAGCCUCCACCUCCGCCAACACCGGCGCGGAGCUUCUCCAACAGCAAUCUGAGCAACAUCGGAGCUGGAUCAUCUGCAGCGCCGUUAAGUGCCGUCAACACGGCCCUGGUGCAGAGUGCGGCGACUACGACUCAGGCCCCUUCGACUCCCAUUACCCAACCGCCCUCCACUUCGAGUAGCAGUAGCAGCGUGGCCGCCCUGCGUGACCAGUUCCGUGCGGUUGGCAUCGGGAACGGUAUGAAUGGUAUGAACGGUGGGAAUGGGAAUUCCUCGCCACCGCUGCCGCCGCUGCCUACCCCAGCAUCAGUGUCGUCGGCCUCAUCAUCGACUACGGCCAGCCCCAAGUCUUCGACCGUCCGGCCAAUCAUACUGAAUGGGGGACCCAUCAUCAAUCCACCAGCCCCGCCGCCGCACCGCAGCUGUCCGCCUCCACCGCCGCCGCAGCGACAAUCGAGCACUAAUGUUCGAGUGAAGCACUGGUUGUUCAAGAGGCUGUUCUCGCUUAGCAAAUAUCUGAAACGGAACUACUGCCACAGCCGCCCACCAUUCAAGGUUAUCAAAAUGCUGAUGCUCCACGGCUGGAUCCGGAUCAGGUUCGGGUGCUGGAGCGCCAGUGCCGCCACAGCGUCACUCAUCCAUACGGCCCAAUGCCCCGCUGACUCCACCCACGCACAUGGCCAACGCCUCGCAUCAGUUUGGCAGCAAUUCAGGACUGUCGGCAGGAGGAGGAGCAGGAGGUGCAACUGUGGGCCGCCUGGUCAUCGAUUUGGAGACAAAGUUCGGGAAGCGAUUCCACAACGUGACCGAGUUCCCCAAGCCGCCGCCGUUUCUUAAUAUACAAAAAAUCUAUCCUAGUCGAACGUUUAAGGCGAGCAACGGUAUGUAGUCGUCUGUGAGCGUGUGAGUGUGUGUGGGUGUGUCUGUUCUGUGAGUGCUUUAAAUACAUGUGUAUAGUAUAUGGAGAUACACAACCACAUACACAUAUGUAUAUGUUUAUGUAACUGCGUUUAUUCUUAUAUACACACAUGGAAUGCAAUGCUGUUACAUAUAUAAUUAUGUAAUUGUUUCUUAAGGCACAUGCUCUGUCAUUUCGCAUACAACGAUUCUUAUCUUUUAUACAUACAACUCAUGCUAUAUAUAUAUUAUUUUAAACAUGUAUUACUUACUAUUAUGAUUAUGAUUAUUAUUGUUUAACACACUGAAAACCCAUCCAAUCGAACACAAAGAAACAAACACAUGAAAAUGCAUACAGAUUUUAUAAUAACCAGGGCAGUUUUAGGAAUCUUUUUUGGAUUAUUGUUGUUUUAUUUUACUGUUAACGAGCCAAUAAAUAAUGAAUGUAUAAAGAGUAGAAGAAGCUGGCUGGCUGCCGAAGCAGUCGAAGCGAAGAAUGUUAUCUUGUAUAUUGCAUAAUACUGAAGUUGAAUAGCUUUAUCCAAACACUAUCUUUCUUAUACCAUCUAAUGUUAAAGUUUGUUAAAUUUCACAAGAAGAAGAAGAUAGGGAGAUGAAGAUCAGAUACGAUCGACAUCUCCAUAAAAUAUGUUAACGAAACGCGAUAUUACCACUAAGCACACACAAUAUUAUUACGCAUAGCUAUAGACAUAUCCCGUAUAUAUGUAUAUGUACUAUGUGUGUGUAUGUAAAGCGAAGUCCUUCCAUAUAUCACCGUAUCCCCCUCCCCCUCAAUCCAUCCACACACAACACAUUUGAAAUACAUGUAGCGCAUUCUUUUUAAUUGUACUCCACUCCCGUCAUAUCUUUUAUAUAUCUUACCUAUCUGCACGCGCAUAUCUAAAUGCAUAUGCAUACAUAGGCAUACACACACAUAUUAUGUAUAUCCGACAUCCGAUGCGAUGAAUUUUAGUUCUAGUAACAGGCACACUACGAGUAUAAUUGUUUGUUUUAAUUUUAAAGUUAUCUUUUGGAUGGAACAAUAAACCAAAAUUCGAUUGGAUUUACAUCAACAUGUGAA